AUGGAGACGGUGGAUCCCGUCGCGGUCGUUUACGAUUACAAGAAAGACGUGCGGCUCAGCAUCCAGCUGAUUAGUUGGAUAUUGAAGCCGUUCGGCGCCUGGCCGAAAUCGGACGAGAUGUCACACGUCGAGCGAUACGCGUACAAGCUGGUGAACGUCAUUUGCACCAGUCUGAUCGCUUUCGUCUUCGUACCGUCCGCGAUCUAUCUGGUGCUCGAGGUAGACGACGCAUACGGCAUCCUGAAACUCACGGCGCCGCUAAACUUUAACCUGAUGGCCGCCGUGAAGUACUUCGCGUUGAUCUUCCGCGAGAACGACAUCCGCAGCGGCAUCGAGCACAUCGCCAACGACUGGAUGAACACUCGGCAUUACGACGAUCGGACGAUCAUGAUCAGAAACGCGAAAUUCGGCCAACGUCUCGUGAUAAUCUGCACGGUGUUCAUGUACGGCGGUCUCGCGUUCUAUUGUGUCGUGCUGCCGCUCAGCAACGGCAAGGUCACGGAGGACGACGGAAAUCUGACGUAUCGCCCGCUGGCGUAUCCCGUCGCCAGCAUGCUGGGCGACGUGCGACGCAGUCCCAUCAACGAAAUCUUUUUCUGCCUCCAAGCCCUGUCGGACUUCAUAGUGCACUCCAUCACCGCCGGCGCUUAUGUAACGUAUGUUGUUUUAUAUAUAGCUGUUACGUUCAAUAUUUUUAUAUUAUGUUACGUUGGCGAGCUUGUUGCCGAAAAGUAUAAGAAGAUUGGCGAGAUAUCAUACAUGAUCGAUUGGCAUCGCUUAUCAGGAAGAAAAGGCCUCGAUCUCAUCUUAAUAAUUGCUGUGUCCAAUCAAACAUCAAUCAAACUUAGUGCCGGAAAUUUCUUUGAAUUGUCUCUUAGUACUUUCUGCGACGUGGUUAAGACAUCGUUUGGCUACUUAAACAUGCUACGUACAUUAACUGCAUAA
Messenger RNA from Wasmannia auropunctata (little fire ant), 945 nucleotides. RefSeq lists its product as uncharacterized. The coding region runs from base 1 to 945 and encodes 314 amino acids. Gene Ontology annotation, molecular function: odorant binding; olfactory receptor activity. The record is from RefSeq and is a predicted model, not a curated record. The transcript is spliced from 4 exons. Gene Ontology annotation, cellular component: plasma membrane. Lineage: Eukaryota; Metazoa; Arthropoda; Insecta; Hymenoptera; Formicidae. Gene Ontology annotation, biological process: sensory perception of smell; detection of chemical stimulus involved in sensory perception of smell.